Notodromas monacha is the source of this 1989-nucleotide messenger RNA. Lineage: Eukaryota; Metazoa; Arthropoda; Ostracoda; Podocopida; Cyprididae. The record is from the annotation of a GenBank genome assembly.
AUGGAGUGGGGAUUUUUUUGCGGAGGUGAGGUGACAUCGACCGAAAAAGAAGAAAGGCGAAAAAUGUUCCGCCGGAUUCGAGACUUCACUCGCCGCCACCGUGGCAAAUUGGUCUUCGCGACUGUAGCCGGUGGCGCCGCAUAUUUCGCGGGUCGUUACGUGCACCGCAGGUUCCUCGAAUGGCAGCAAUCGGCGACCAACGAUCUCCUCGAACAAACCAAGAAACACAUUCACUUUGAGUCGACGCAAAGGACGUGCGUGGACACCACUGCCGCCUUGUGCGCCACAUUGGUCGCCAAGGCGAAAGAACGGUUCAACCCCGACUCCAUAAUCGCCGCCAUCAAAGCCGCCGGUGCCGCGUCUGCGGCGGAAAAGAUGCCGUUGUGGGAAAAAUUGAAAGCGUGCUCCUUGUGUCGCGCGUUUGCGAGUAUCUACGGAGGCGCCAUGUUGUGCGUGUUGACGAGCGUUCAGUUGAACGUGGUUGGAGGCUAUCUGUUCGUUCAAAUGAAUCAGAACGAGGAGAACUUGAACGGAUUUGGUUCCAUGGAACAAGAAGCAUAUCUCUCUUCCAUGACGGAAUUCGUUUCCCGAGGUUUCGCGCAGUUUUGCGACGACAUGGAAAUAAUCGUGAACGAAUUGGUCGCCGCGACGCCGUUGAAAAAGCAGCUGAAUUUCGCCAACGUGAACUCCUUGACGUUCUCUGUGAAAAAUGAGUUGGAUGCGUUGUUGCAGGGAAAACUGUUGGAGUAUAUUUAUCCGUUGCUGGAGAAUGAAGAGUCGAUUCUAACGACUGUUGUGCAGGAAACGAGGGAUGUUUUUGAAAAUCCGGACGUGUUUUCCGUGAUUCGACACUUGACUCAAGUUGGCACGAACGAAUUGCUGGAUGGGAUUGCGAGGGAGUGGAUUGUGAAAUCAAAGGAAGCCAAACCGCCGAGUGAUGAAGCCGAUGAUAUUGAGGAGACGAAUGCGAAUGUCAUUCCCCAAUUGUCAAUGUUUCAUGACUUCUCAAUGCCAUUUGCGAAAUUACUGCCGUUAUACGCGGGUCCCCAAGCCCAGAAGGGAUUUCUGGCAACGCAGGAUAGCCGCGUGGAAUCCUCGAACGUUCUAAGAUGGCGGCUUCCCCGUAUGCUGUCGGAGGGAAUGCCCGACAGUCGCGUUCGGAGUGUAGAUUUCCGGAGGGGCUGUGGAAAAUAUUUUUUACCGUGGGAGGUUACGAUGGGUCGCGUGAUUCGCGCACAGAGAAAGGGACGUGGAUCCGUCUUCCGCGCCACCAACAAGCACCGGAAGGGUGUUCCCCGUUUCCGACCGGUUGAUUUCGCCGAACGACAAGGAUACAUCAAGGGUGUUGUCAAGGAAAUCAUGCACGAUCCUGGUCGUGGUGCACCCCUGGCUUUGGUGGUAUUCCGCGACCCCUACCGCUACAGGCUUAGGAAGCAACUUUUUAUUGCUUCAGAAGGCAUGUACACCGGUCAAUUCAUUUACUGCGGAAAGAAGGCUACAUUGCAAACCGGAAAUGUCCUCCCAAUUGGCACCAUGCCUGAGGGUACUCAGGUCUGCAAUGUCGAAGAGAAAACUGGUGAUCGUGGCCGAAUCGCUCGUGGAUCCGGAAAUUAUGCUACUAUAAUUUCACAUAACAACGAAACGAGGAAGACCAGGAUCAAGCUUCCAUCAGGAGCCAAGAAGAUCGUUCCGUCUGCCAACAGGGCCAUGGUUGGUCUCGUAGCCGGUGGUGGUCGUAUAGACAAGCCCAUGCUAAAGGCUGGCCGUGCUUACCACAAAUACAAGGCAAAGAGGAAUUGCUGGCCGAAGGUCCGUGGUGUGGCCAUGAACCCUGUUGAACAUCCUCACGGAGGUGGUAACCAUCAACACAUUGGUAAAGCGUCUACUGUUUCCCGAAGCAAGAGUGCUGGUCGCAAGGUCGGUCUCAUCGCUGCUCGACGAACUGGACGAAUCCGUGGUGGCAAGAAAGUUGUCAAGGGCGAAGAUUAA